Messenger RNA from Aspergillus steynii IBT 23096, 1062 nucleotides. Its product is annotated as threonine aldolase family protein. Gene Ontology annotation, cellular component: cytosol. The coding region runs from base 1 to 1062 and encodes 353 amino acids. Gene Ontology annotation, biological process: glycine biosynthetic process; L-threonine catabolic process. The record is from RefSeq and is a predicted model, not a curated record. The transcript has a single exon. Gene Ontology annotation, molecular function: L-allo-threonine aldolase activity. NCBI's taxonomy places the organism in Eukaryota, Fungi, Ascomycota, Eurotiomycetes, Eurotiales, Aspergillaceae.
AUGACUAGACAUGAAACCAUCAUUGAUCUCUUCAGUGACACAAAAUCACUCCCGACCCCUAAAAUGCGACAAGCAAUGAUGGAGGCAGUGGUCGGAGACGAACAAGCAGACGAAGACCCGACGAUCCUGAAGCUCUGCGACAAAGUUGCCACACUUCUAGGGCAGGACGCCGCCGUAUUUAUGCCAUCUGGAACCAUGUGCAAUCAGGUCGCCAUUGCUGUCCACUGUCGACCAGGGGAUGAAGUAGUUUGCGACCGCACUGCGCACAUCCUGAACGCUGAAGGCGGCGGUCCAGCAGCUACCUCGGGUGUAACAACGUAUCCGAUUGAUGGUGAGCACGGGGUAUUUGACCGGAUGGCCCUGCGGCGGGCAAUUCGCCCUGAGUCCCGAUAUACCCCGACAAGUCGACUGGUUGUGAUCGAGCAGACUUCAAAUCUAGGCGGCGGGACAAUAUGGCCGUCAGAUACAAUCCGUGGCGUUGUUGAGGAAGCUCGAAACGCCGGUCUCAGUUUGCAUAUGGACGGGGCGCGAUUGCUCAAUGCACAGGUCGCGACGGGAAUCGAUGCGAAAGAGUAUGCUAGGCUCUUCGACUCGGUGUGGAUUGACCUAUCAAAGGGGCUCGGCGCUCCUGUAGGUGCGGUCCUUGCCGGUUCGUUUGAUUUUGUCCAAAGAGCCUGGCGGGUAAAGCAACGAUUAGGGGGUGCGAUGCGACAAGCUGGAUUUCUUGCUGCGGCUGGUAUUUAUGCUCUGGACCAUCAUGUGGAUCGGCUAGCCGAGGAUCAUGAAAAUGCGCAACUUCUUGCGACAGGUCUGGCGAAGAUUGAUGGAAUAUCAAUCCCCUUGAGCCACGUUCAAACUAAUAUCAUAUUCAUGGACGUCAGCGGUACCGGAAUCUCUUCCACGGAGUUCGUCGCGGGAAUGAAAAGCCGAGGGGUUCUUUUUGGAGAUUUUGGCUCUGCCGGAGUGCGUGCUGUGACUUAUAUAAAUUGCACACGACGGGAUAUUGAAAGGGUGUUGCAGAUAGUGACUGACUUUGUCAAAGACUUUCAAAAGCUAUCCUAA